CAGGCCUGGAGGGGGGCUCAGGGUCAGUAAAAAGGACUUCAGGGCCCAGAAACAUGGAAACUUGGGUCCCUGAGUCCAGGGGAGAAAUCCUACAGAGGUAGGGUGCUUGGGGCUGUCUCUUUCUCUCUUUGUCCAGAGUCUUAUGUAAGUGCUUUUCUCGGGAAACAGGAAGUCUUGCUUGCCAAGUUCAGCACAGGGAGUAGUGCAGGCCUUAUUCCAACACACCCGGCCUGGCCUUAACCUCAGAGCAGUUUCUUGCUUCCUCGACCCUGGCUCUCCUCCCCACCGACCCCCCGCUUCCUUUCCUACCCUCGGUCACUCUUAGCAAACUUCCCCAGUGAUCUCUCUCCCUGGCUGGAGCCAGAGGGUCUUCUACCCUCAUCCCUUGACGCUCAACACCAUCCUGCUUGUCUCUCCAUCCCUGUUCCUGGCACUAUACCCCAGAGCCAGCCAACCUUCCCUCCCCCACUUCUGGGGCCGCCCCAGGGUUCUUGUGCUCUGGCCGCUCCUUCUGGGUGUCACUGGAAGCUCUGUCCUUCCUAGAGAGACUGACAUCAAAUCCUCUAGAGGUUGGAAGAAGGGGUGUGCGUGUGUGUGUGUACGGGGAGGGGGGAGCUUGAGACAACACUGGUCCCAGAACAGGGUGCCAGGAGCACCCUCAGUGCCCCUAGCUUGCCUUUCUCCUCUCUCUUUUUAUUCUCAAGUUCCUUUUUAUUUCUCCCUUGCGUAACACCCUUCUUCCCUUCUGUACCACUGCCUGCGCCCCCACACUCCCUAUCACCUUGCCAUCCUGAGGCCACACUCCUGAGGCCACAGCAACUGGCAGGGUCUUCAGCUCAUGCCAGCCUCACCUCCUUCCUUGCUAGUCCCUAAAGGGACCCCGGGAGACAUGGGGGCCCCGGUCCGGGAGCCAGCACUCUCAGUUGCCCUCUGGUUGAGUUGGGGGGCAGCUUUGGGGGCUGUGGCUUGUGCCAUGGCUCUGCUGACCCAACAAACAGAGCUGCAAACCUUAAGGAAAGAGGUGAUCCGGCUGCAGAGGACUGGCAGGCCCUCGGAGAUGGGGGAAGGGUAUACAUGGCCGAGCCUCCAGGAGCAGCAGAGCUCUGAUGCCCUGGAAGCCUGGGAAAAUGGGGAGAGAUCCCGAAGAAGGAGAGCAGUGCUCACCCAUAAACAGAAGAAGAAGCACUCAGUUCUGCACCUUGUUCCUAUUAACAUCACCUCCAAGGAGGACCUGGAUGUGACAGAGGUGAUGUGGCAACCAGCUCUCAGGCAUGGGAGAGGCCUGGAGGCCCAAGGAUAUGUUGUUCGAGUCUGUGAUGCUGGAAUUUAUCUGCUGUACAGCCAGGUCCUGUUUCAUGAUGUGACUUUCACCAUGGGUCAGGUGGUGUCUCGAGAGGGCCAGGGAAGGCAGGAGACGCUAUUCCGAUGUAUACGAAGUAUGCCCUCCAAUCCAGACUGGGCCUACAAUACCUGCUACAGUGCAGGCGACUGGAAGAUGAAAGAGACUUUACAAGGGACCGGGUCUUGGGGGCCUGAGCCUUCUGGACCGGGUAUAGCCCCAGUUUAUUCAAGCCCCAGGCGAGAACGUCUUCGAUGGCCCCCACCCCCCAAGCCCCGACUCAAAUCUGGUGGAGGGUUUGGGCCAGAUCCUGGGUCAGGGACCACAGUGCCAGCCAGACGCCUCCCUGUCCCUCGGCCCUCUUUUGAUGCUUCAGCUAGUGAAGAGGAGGAAGAAGAAGAGGAGGAGGAGGAUGAAGAUGAGGAAGAGGAAGUGGCAGCUUGGAGGCUGCCUCCCAGAUGGGGUCAGCUGGGGACCUCCCAGCGGUCUCGCCCACCUCGCUCUACUCAUCGAAAAGCCUGCUCACAGCGUCGCCGCAGAGCUAUGAGAGCCUUCCAAAUGCUGCUCUACUCAAAAAGCACCUCGCUGACAUUCCACUGGAAGCUUUGGGGGCGCCACCGGGGCCGGCGGCGGGGCCUUACACACCCCAAGAACCAUCUUUCACCCCAGGAAGGGGGUGCGACACCACAGGUGCCAUCCCCAUGCUGUCGUUUUGACUCCCCCCGGGGGCCACCUCCGCCCCGGCUGGGUCUGCUAGGUGCUCUCAUGGCUGAGGAUGGGGUGAGAGGGUCUCCACCAGUGCCCUCUGGGCCCCCCAUGGAGGAAGAUGGAUUAAGAUGGACUCCAAAGUCUCCUCUGGACACUGAUUCGGGCCUCCUCUCGUGUACUCUUCCCAAUGGCUUUGGGGGACCACCUGGUCCUGAAGGGGAGCGCAGUCUGGCACCCCCUGAUGCCAGCAUCCUCAUCAGCAAUGUGUGUAGCAUCGGGGACCAUGUGGCCCAGGAACUUUUUCAAGGCUCAGAUUUGGGCACUACAGAGGAGGCAGAGCGGCCUGGGGAGAAAGCAGGCCAGCACAGCCCCCUGCGGGAGGAACAUGUGACCUGCGUGCAGAGCAUUUUGGAUGAAUUCCUUCAAACUUAUGGCAGCCUCAUCCCCCUCAGCACUGAUGAGGUAGUAGAGAAAUUGGAGGACAUUUUCCAGCAGGAGUUCUCUACGCCUUCCAGGGAUGUACUUGGGGAGAAGGAGGAAGCUAGAGCUGAAGGGGAGGAGUCUGCAAGGAAGGGCCUUGUGCUGCAGCUGAUUCAGUCAUACCAACGGAUGCCAGGCAAUGCCAUGGUGAGGGGUUUCCGAGUGGCCUAUAAGCGGCAUGUGCUGACCAUGGAUGACUUGGGGACCUUGUAUGGACAGAACUGGCUGAAUGACCAGGUGAUGAACAUGUAUGGAGACCUGGUUAUGGACACAGUCCCUGAAAAGGUGCAUUUCUUCAACAGUUUCUUCUAUGAUAAACUCCGUACCAAGGGUUAUGAUGGGGUGAAAAGGUGGACCAAAAAUGUGGACAUCUUCAAUAAGGAGCUACUGCUAAUUCCCAUCCACCUGGAGGUACAUUGGUCCCUCAUCUCUGUUGAUGUGAGGCGACGUACCAUCACCUAUUUUGACUCGCAGCGUACCCUAAACCGCCGCUGCCCUAAGCAUAUUGCCAAGUAUCUACAGGCAGAGGCAGUGAAAAAAGACCGGCUGGAUUUUCACCAGGGCUGGAAAGGUUACUUCAAGAUGAAUGUGGCUAGGCAGAAUAAUGACAGUGAUUGUGGUGCCUUUGUGUUGCAGUACUGCAAGCACCUGGCCCUGUCUCAGCCAUUCAGCUUCACCCAGCAGGACAUGCCCAAACUUCGCCGGCAGAUCUACAAGGAGCUGUGUCACUGCAAACUCACUGUGUGAGCCUCUUAUCCCAGGCCUCAAGCCCAUUCGUUAAUGGGUAGGGGAAUAUGGGAGACCCUUUCUUCCCAAGAAACUCCAGUUCCUUUCCUCUCUUGCCUCUGCCCAUCCAAUUCCCCUUGGUUUUUUCAUAUUUAAAUGUUUGGAUUUCUGUAUUUUUUUUUUUCUUUGAGAGAAUACUUGUUGAUUCCUAAUGUUCAAGGGGUGGCCAUGGAAAAGCCCCAUUCCCCCUGUCUGUAGGGGACUAUGGUCUUGUGACCUGGAUGGGGCAGUCAUCCCCCUUCCAUGUGCUGGCGGGGGAGGGUGUUUUAAGAAAAUCUGUACUUGGGGUGGUGGGCGGGCAAUGGGAUUACUGCCUGCCAGAUCUUCAAACUUUUUUUUAUAUAUAUAUAUAUAUAAAUGCCACGGUCCUGCUCUGGUCAAUAAAGGAUCCUUUGGAGAUA
Talpa occidentalis (Iberian mole) is the source of this 3714-nucleotide messenger RNA. RefSeq names its product sentrin-specific protease 3. Gene Ontology annotation, cellular component: nucleus; membrane. The record is from RefSeq and is a predicted model, not a curated record. Gene Ontology annotation, molecular function: deSUMOylase activity; receptor ligand activity; tumor necrosis factor receptor binding. The transcript is spliced from 16 exons. Gene Ontology annotation, biological process: protein desumoylation; positive regulation of isotype switching to IgA isotypes; immune response. The coding region runs from base 839 to 3274 and encodes 811 amino acids. Lineage: Eukaryota; Metazoa; Chordata; Mammalia; Eulipotyphla; Talpidae.